AUGCCAAAAGCACCAGCCGUGUUUCUUCUCCUCGGUCUCUGUCUGUUCGGGGCAGCUGACGCCCUGUACAAGCAGUGGAUACCCGACACUAACUAUGAAAACAAGACCAACUGGGACAAAGGGUCUGUGCCCUGCGGUAACGACAUAGUGCAGUUCUCGCCUCAGAGGAAAGUGUCUGUGUAUGUGGAGACGGUCCACUCCAUCCAGGAGAUCCGGCUACCGGUGGACGGAGAGUUCAUCCUUCCCUCGGGGGGCGGCUUCACGGUCAGUAAUGGAGGGGACCCCGGUUGCGGGGCCGGCGUCACCGCCCAGUUCAAAGAUGCAGAGUCUCUGCAGUGGUUCGACCCGGCGCUGUGGCAGGCAGCAGAGUCUUUAGACGACCUGGAGAAAGGUCGCUUCCUGUUCUCGGUACACGAGGAGAGCGUACCCUGCCAGUAUGACAACGUGUUGUUCCGCGCUGGCUCCUCGUUCCGCGUGGACACUACCUCCAACCAGCCCAGCGUCCCUGUCCAGAGUGUGUCCGUUCUGGGGAAGAAGUUCAGAAGCAGCUCGGAGUUCACCCAUUAUCUGGGCUCACACUCUGGCCGGCUGCAGUUCCACGGAACCUCAUCCCCCAGCGUCGGGGCUUCUGGCUGCAGUGAUGCCUCUGGCUGUGACUGUGGGAACUCUGCGAAUCACAACAGGAUCUGCGGCACUGUGACAUGCGCUCCUAUGAGCUGUAAGAAGCCACUGUACCCCACAGGACACUGCUGCGACGUGUGCAGCGCCAUCGUCACCAUCCACUAUUCCUCAGGCUUCAUCCUUGAGUCUUAUCGGAAUCGACUGCAGCACCUCUUCCUUGGUCUGCCCUCGUACCAGUCCAUUCAGCUAGGCAUGUCCAAGGUGCUCAAAUCUCAGUAUUUCCUCGGGGUGAUCCCACGUGCGGCUGCAGCUGAGAUCCAGAUUGUGCUACUAGAUGGGGAGUCUGGUGCGGUGGCAGAGGCACUGGCUCGGGACAUAUUGAAGGACGUCCAAGCCCAAGGCUCAAACCUGGGCAUAACCGGGGCUGAGUUCCAGGCCUCUUCUGGGGCCACCAGUGGUGACGGGGCAGGGGACAACGCAGGAGUUGUGGUGGGAGCCGUGUUCGGCGUCCUGAUAGUAGUCUCUGGUCUCCCCCUACUGGCUGUCCUCUUCCGCAGAGGCGUCAUAAAACUGCCCACCAUGCCCACCAUCUCCAUCCCUUCUCUGAGCAGCUUAAGGAGAAGCCAGGAGGAGAUAGGGGACUUCACGGACCACGGCUUUGAAAACCCCAUCUUCGACAAGCCCACCAUGAUGCCCGAAGUACCAGGUAUCUAUGGGACUGAAGCCGCCAACUCUAUCUCCCUGACUCCGUCAGGUGUGCAUUUUGUUAAUCCUGCGUAUGAUGAGAACGAGACCUCAAUCGAUUUUACUGUCUGAGACUGUGUAUCAUGGUAUCUGUAAAUAUUUUGUGCACAUUCUUAUGAGAAUAAUUUCUUACGUGUUGUAAUGUAUCUAAAAUGUAUCUAAAAUGUAAAAAUACUAUGUUUCAUGCUUAAAUUCAUAUGAAGUAUUAGGUAUUUUAAAAAGUCAAGCAAUUCAUAUUUGUAAAUCAAUUCUGAAAAGAUUUGACAAAAGCUUUGUCACAUUGAUAACAUGAUUUACAUUGGAUUGACCAUUGACACAACAAUGAAAGACAGCCCUUGAACUCAUCUUAGUAGUUAGUACUCAGCACAAUGUCAAAUAAACAUAGUAUGUUUUUGCAUAUGAAAGACCAAUCACAGUAGUUAGCAAGUCAGUCACCUGCUAACCUGUUCCAAUAAAAAGGGCAGUUAAAAAGUU
Messenger RNA from Oncorhynchus masou masou (cherry salmon), 1839 nucleotides. RefSeq names its product amnion associated transmembrane protein (gene amn). Gene Ontology annotation, cellular component: apical plasma membrane; endocytic vesicle. The transcript has a single exon. Gene Ontology annotation, biological process: intracellular protein localization; receptor-mediated endocytosis. Bases 1 to 1437 code for a protein of 478 amino acids. The record is from RefSeq and is a predicted model, not a curated record. NCBI's taxonomy places the organism in Eukaryota, Metazoa, Chordata, Actinopteri, Salmoniformes, Salmonidae.